Molecule: messenger RNA, 417 nt
Organism: Fulvia fulva
Lineage: Eukaryota; Fungi; Ascomycota; Dothideomycetes; Mycosphaerellales; Mycosphaerellaceae
Exons: 1
Coding region: 1-417 (138 amino acids)
Source: RefSeq, a predicted model, not a curated record
AUGUCGGUAACAACAUAUCACUGUCUCUGCACAGAGCUCGUCCUAGGAACCACAGUUCCUCUCGAGGACCUCCCAAAACGCCAAUCUGACGCGUCGAUCAUCUGCAAAAUCACAGCCGCCGAGUCACUUUCGCAAGGCGGAUCAGUCUUCACGAGCGCUGUCGAUACUGAUGACAAAGCGGUAGUGUUGAAGCUGGAUGAUGGCUUCGAGAAGAGGUAUGCGGUGAGGUGCUCGAGGUGUGGGUUGAUGCUUGGGUAUCAGCUUGAUCGCAGCCAAUUUGAGGAGUCGAAGGAGAAACUUGGCAGACGGGAGGAUGUGGUCUAUGUUCUACCAGGUGGACUCCAGACCACUGAUGAGAUGGAGGGUGGGAAGUCGAUGGAGGGACGGGUUGAGGUAAAGAUUGGAAGUGGUGCUUGA